AUGACUGGAGCAAGUGAGAGUCGAUUGCCGGGAAACGUUGAUCAGAAUAAUAUAGAACAAUCACCGUUCGCACUCUUAAUGAAUUUAACUAACACUCUAACACAAUUCUUUCUCGGUGCAGUGGCUUUCAGUGCAAUAUAUUUCGUAAAUAUAUUCGCAGGUUCUAGCUCUUUGAAACUACAUGUAUAUUUAUGCGUUACUGGGUACAUAAUUCUAAUGAGUCAAGCUAUCCUAUCCCUAAAUCCUUAUACAAGUUGGACUAAAAAUUUGAAACGUGAGGAUAAAAAGAUAAUCCACUGGGUAAUGCAAAUCACUGGAUCUAUUCUAGCAAUAGCUGGCAGUAUUAUUAGAAUAAUAGAUGUUCAACCUAACUUUAGGACAGCACACGGAAUUGUCGGUCUUGUUGCCAUGAUUUGCACCUUUUUUAGUCUCGUUAGCGGGUUGGUCAACUUAAUCUCCAUGCAGUUUCGAAAUAACAUAAAUUUAACCAAAAUAGUGCAUUCUGCUAUGGGUUCUCUGGCAAUCAGUACUGCUUACAUAUGCCUUUGUUUAGGUUUUCACAAUUUGUAUCGAAAUGUAUUUGGAGAUAAAAAUGCCAACCUGUCGAUUGUUCUAGCUGCAUUUGCGUUAAUAGGUACGUUGACAUCAGCUAGUACAAAUAUCUUUAGAAGAAUAUUUAGUUAG
Parnassius mnemosyne (clouded apollo) is the source of this 684-nucleotide messenger RNA. Lineage: Eukaryota; Metazoa; Arthropoda; Insecta; Lepidoptera; Papilionidae. The record is from the annotation of a GenBank genome assembly.